UUCCCCUAGUCUACCAGCAAAAGUGUUUUAUUCAGUGCUUUGGCAAAACCCGCAAAAGAUUACGUGGCUCGUUAUAUAUACGUAUAACCUCUUGGUGAAGUUUAAUUUGAGAAAAAUGUCUGCUUACGAUGCUGAAAAGGAUGCAAACUACCCAGACAAGAUGCAAGCAUUCGUAGAUCUGGGAAUGGCCGUUGACUGCCGGUUUCUAAUCGGUCCGGACGCAGCAAAUGCCCAAGAAAUAGAUGGGCACAAAAUUAUUUUCGCCUCAGAGUCUCCAGUGUUCAAAAGCAUGCUCUUCGGUGAUUUUAAGGAAAAGACUGCCCUACUGGAAAUUCCGAUUCCAGCAGAUAAUUUUAAAGACUUUAAGCACAUGCGUCUAUUGUUAUAUAGCGUCGAUCGAAAUGCUUUACUGGAACUCAUGAGAAUAAGUGAUGUCAUUGCUUUAUAUUGCAUUUGCGAUAAAUAUCUUAUGGAAUCCUUGACUGAUCUUAUCGACUACAUGAAAUCGCAUUUGGCGAAAGCGUCUAACGAGGAUAAAAUUUACAUUUUAAAAUUUGCUGACGAAUUUCAAAAAACAAACCUCAUGAACUGCACUUGGAAGCACAUAUUAAAGGGGCGGGGAUCAAUAACCUUUGGAAACACAAACAUCCUGAAGCCACAUCUUUUUGUCGAUUUAAUCAGACAAGUAAGCUCACUCGUACCUGGCGACGACUUAUUUAGAGCAAUUGAAAAAUAUUUGGAACAUCACAAACUUAUACCAACAAAUAUUUUAAAUGCUAAAAACGCAAAAGGAGAUGAAAAACUUAAACAUGAGAUUUGGGAAUCUCUUAUGUUUUGGACUGUCGAAAGAGAUUUUAGAUGCUAUCAAAUUCAGCCCAAAAGAAUAUGUAAAGCGGACCUCAUUACGUACGGGGAUACCCUGAAGUCGAACUGACCCGGGCCCGCUCCGCUGCGCCUUCUUUUACUUUAUAUGGAACAAAAGUUUCCUUGGAAUAUUUAUUUUCGACAACUAAAGAUCUUUUAGUGAAAUACCAUGCUAACUUAACUAACAAUUUAACAAUAUAAGUGCCUUUGUCUGAAUCCCAUAUGAUCUUUAUUGGUCUACGAAUUUAAGUUUGGAUGUAAGGUGUAAUCCAUUUUUAAAAUACUUUACUUCAGCCCGCUACUCUCAUGAUAUCUGAUUUAGUGGUGUUUUUGGGGGAGAGGUAGUCCCCCAGAUACUUGGCCUGAAAAAAUGUCAGCAUCGUGCUCUUCUCUCAAAUACCAUUCAUUUAAACCCCAUAUUGCCUUUUGUUUAAGAGGAGUUUAAAGGAUGGGGCGUCCCCCAAACACAUGGCUCCAAAAUAGGUUAUCAAAUUCGUUUUCUAAUCUCAAAUACCUUUCAUUUGAGCCACAUAUUGGCAUGGUCGAAAAUUUUUUUCCCUUUGGGGUGUUUUGGGAAAGGGGUGAUGCCCUAAUUACAUAGUCCUACAUUUGGAUAUCAAAUUCGUAUUCUAUUCCCAAAUACCUUUAUUUGAGGCCCAUGGUCACUAAAAUAUUGCUGUUUGUGUCCGAUUUAGGGGUGUUUUGGGUGGUCCCCCUAGCACUUGGUGCGACAAUUGGAUAUCAGAUACGUUUUCUUAUCCUAAAUACCUUUCAUUUGAGUCCCAUAUUGUCGAGAUUGGCCUAAAUAUAUGUUUGGUAGGUUUUAGGGUGGGGUAGCCCCUCCUAGGUACCCCAUCCGAAUUUUGGAUAUCAAAUCUCCGAAAUCUGGCGUUUCUGAAAAUAGGGGUAAGGGGGAGGGUCUGCCCCCCUUCAGAUAUCAAAAAAUGUAGUAACCUAUUUUCACCACGGGGUCAUUAUGCACCAUCUGUGAAAAUUUCAAGAAAAUCGGUUCAGCCGUUUCUGAGUCUAUAAGGAACACACAAACAUACAAACAAACACAAAUUGAUUUUUAUAUAUAUGUAAGAGAUAUUUGCAUGGAAUUUUCUUAUUUAAAUAAAUAAAAGCAUGCAUUUAA
This is a messenger RNA of Stomoxys calcitrans (stable fly), 1999 nucleotides long. RefSeq lists its product as uncharacterized. The transcript has 2 exons. The coding region runs from base 116 to 934 and encodes 272 amino acids. Gene Ontology annotation, molecular function: protein binding. NCBI's taxonomy places the organism in Eukaryota, Metazoa, Arthropoda, Insecta, Diptera, Muscidae. The record is from RefSeq and is a predicted model, not a curated record.